ACACAGAUCCUUCCCUAGCCUCUCUCGGCAUAGCUCCCGUUUGUGUUUGGGGGAUGGUGCGGUGCCGAGGAUGAUAAAGCUCUCGUGGUGUUGUAAUUUACUGCUUGGCUAAAACCUUCCACUUCCUAACCGAGCCACCCACAUUGUUUUAUAUAUAUAUAGUACCCAUUUACGUAUGUAUUUUGGCGACGUUUAAGAAAAGUGGAGUACCCGUACGUACGACCACAGAGUGCACGCUGAACAACCGAUAAAAUGUAUUCCAGUGGAGCAGCUGGAGCUGCUGAGAUGCUUGAACCACCUCACUCCUCGGGGUCAAUUGGCCCUGACCCCUCUGAUCCAGAUCCCCCAUCUCCCCCAGUGCCAGAGUAUGUGUUCAAACCACCCUCGCGGCCGGACUUUGGCACCAUGGGCAGGACAAUCAAACUGCAAGCUAACUUCUUUGAGAUGGAGAUCCCCAAACUGGAGGUCUACCACUACGACAUUGACAUUAAGCCAGAGAAAUGCCCCAGAAGGGUCAACCGUGAAAUUGUGGAGCACAUGGUACAGCACUUUAAAACGCAGAUCUUUGGGGAUCGAAAGCCAGUGUAUGACGGGAGGAAGAAUCUCUACACAGCCAUGCCCUUACCCAUAGGGAGGGAAAAAGUGGAGCUGGAAGUGACCAUCCCAGGCGAGGGGAAGGACAGGAGCUUCAAAGUGGCCAUAAAGUGGGUGUCCUGCGUCAGUUUGCAAGCUCUUCAAGAAGCCCUGUCGGGACGACUGCCAAACAUCCCCUUCGAGACCAUCCAGGCCCUGGAUGUGGUCAUGAGACAUUUGCCCUCUAUGAGGUACACCCCCGUCGGACGUUCUUUCUUCACCCCUUCAGAGGGAUGCUCUAACCCCCUUGGCGGGGGCAGGGAGGUCUGGUUUGGGUUCCACCAAUCAGUCAGGCCUUCCCUGUGGAAGAUGAUGCUAAACAUUGACGUGUCUGCCACCGCAUUCUACAAGGCUCAGCCUGUGAUUGAGUUCAUGUGUGAGGUUUUGGAUUUCAAAAGCAUUGAAGAACAACAGAAGCCCUUAACCGACUCCCAGAGAGUAAAGUUUACCAAGGAAAUCAAAGGUAAUCAUUCAUUACCAGGUCUGAAGGUUGAGAUCACUCACUGUGGUCAGAUGAAAAGGAAGUACAGAGUAUGUAAUGUUACCAGACGACCAGCCAGCCACCAGACGUUUCCUCUGCAGCAGGAGAAUGGCCAGACCAUAGAAUGCACAGUAGCACAGUACUUCAAAGACAAGUACAAACUCAUACUACGCUACCCCCACCUCCCCUGUCUACAGGUUGGACAGGAGCAGAAACACACCUACCUCCCCCUUGAGGUAUGCAACAUAGUAGCUGGCCAGCGGUGCAUCAAGAAGCUGACAGACAAUCAGACGUCUACUAUGAUCCGUGCCACAGCCCGAUCGGCACCCGACCGCCAGGAAGAGAUCAGCAAACUGAUGAGAAGUGCCAACUUUAACAAUGAUCCUUACGUGCGUGAGUUUGGGGUGAUGGUGAGGGAUGAGAUGACCGAGGUGAAUGGCAGAGUCCUCCAGGCCCCAUCUAUCCUCUACGGAGGGCGGCAGAAUAAAGCAAUAGCAACUCCCAUCCAGGGAGUGUGGGACAUGAGGAACAAGCAGUUCCACACUGGCAUAGAGAUCAAGGUGUGGGCCAUUGCCUGCUUCGCCCCACAGAGACAGUGUACUGAACUUCUGCUCAAGGCGUUUACAGACCAGCUGCGUAAGAUUUCUCGUGACGCGGGGAUGCCCAUCCAGGGCCAACCCUGUUUCUGUAAGUACGCCCAGGGGGCGGACAGCGUGGAGCCCAUGUUCAAACAUCUCAAGUACACCUAUCAAGGCUUGCAACUGGUGGUGGUCAUCCUGCCUGGGAAGACGCCCGUCUAUGCUGAGGUGAAGCGUGUUGGUGACACUGUGCUGGGCAUGGCCACCCAGUGUGUCCAGGUGAAGAACGUUCAGAAGACCACUCCCCAGACCCUCUCUAAUCUCUGCCUGAAGAUCAACGUCAAGCUGGGCGGGGUCAACAACAUCCUCCUCCCACAGGGCAGGCCCCUGGUAUUCCAGCAGCCAGUUAUCUUCCUGGGUGCUGACGUCACUCACCCUCCUGCUGGAGACGGGAAGAAGCCUUCUAUCGCGGCAGUGGUGGGGAGCAUGGAUGCCCACCCCAGCCGCUACUGUGCCACAGUGCGGGUACAGCAGCAUCGCCAGGACAUCAUCCAGGACCUGGCCACAAUGGUCAGAGAGCUGCUCAUCCAGUUCUACAAGUCCACCCGCUUCAAGCCCACCCGGAUCAUCUACUACCGCGACGGCAUAUCUGAGGGCCAGUUCAACCAGGUUAGACUUGAGGUGCUCCAACAUGAGUUACUGGCUAUCCGUGAGGCCUGCAUCAAACUGGAGAAAGACUACCAGCCCGGUAUCACCUUCGUGGUGGUGCAGAAGAGACACCACACUCGACUUUUCUGCAUGGACAGAAACGAGAGGGUUGGUAAGAGUGGCAACAUCCCUGCCGGCACCACAGUGGACACCAAAAUCACUCACCCAUCUGAGUUUGACUUCUAUCUGUGUAGCCAUGCUGGCAUUCAGGGGACCAGCCGACCAUCCCACUACCACGUGCUGUGGGACGACAACCAUUUCACCUCAGACGAGCUGCAGGUACUCACUUACCAGCUGUGCCACACCUACGUGCGCUGCACCCGCUCCGUGUCAAUCCCAGCGCCGGCCUACUACGCCCACCUGGUGGCAUUCCGUGCCCGCUACCACCUGGUGGACAAGGAGCACGACAGUGCGGAGGGCAGUCACACGUCGGGACAGAGCAACGGGCGUGACCAGCAGGCCUUGGCCAAGGCAGUUCAGAUUCACCAGGACACACUGCGCACAAUGUACUUCGCCUGAAGCUCCAAGCCUGGGCACCGGGGUCGGCAGGGGUGAGACAGACCCCACAGGGAAGAAGCCUUCACUCCUCCCACCUAACCCCCUUACUGUGCCAGGUGUGGGCAUCAGUGGGUUUGUGCAGUCUAUUGUCUCUCCUCACCAGUAAGGGGGAAUGAGAAGUGUCAUCCCAAACAAAUUGGAAUGGUUUCUUUUCCAAAAUGUCCACAAUUGUUUUCAAACCCACACAUGCAAAACCACUUUCUUCCCCUCUCCCUGGCCUAACCCUGGUCAUUAUUAGGCAGUAGUAUGUAAAAUGAUUCCUCAGAAAUCGGUUGUGGUGGGGUGGACUCAUUUAUUUGACAUGUUGUACAUUUUGUUUGUAUUUGUAAAUUAGUAGUUUACAGAGUUUGAGCAAAGGAAAAACUUUUAUUAGGAAAUACUUCUAUCAAAAACUAGAGGGCAGUAUCCUCACACUUUGAUUGUUUAGAAUCUAGACACAAGGUCACACUAAACCGCUUUCUCCAUAGUUAAACUUUUUUUUUAAAAAUAGGGUUAAAGGGAGGUGGGCAUAUCGAAGAUAAGGGCCCGAUGGAAGGUUUAUAAUCAUUCUUUCUCUUCACAACUUCAUUAUUUAUCAGCCAAUCAAAGCAAAGUGCACUGACCAGAUGGAUACUUUGACCAGGACACAAGUACUUAACAUGUUGUCUUUUCAUUUGUAUAUACAGCUAUGAAUUGAACAGGCCUGUGUACAGUACCAGCCGCAGAGUUAUUUGUCCAUCAACACUGGUGACCAACAAACGUUUUUAUGCUGCAUCUGAUGACAGCAAGCAUUAGAUUUUCAUUAGACUUUGAAACUGUUCACACUUAUUUUUAAUCAAGACCUAUACAAAUUAAUAAUAUGAAAUCUAAACUGUUGGCAAUUGUUGCUCUCUUGCCUUUUUUUUACUUGGACUGAGUCGUUUUGUCAAUCUAUGGUCAGUUGCAAGAGAAACUUACUAAUAGAAUGGGACUGGUUCCUAACAGACACCUUUUUAUGUUCUCUGAGCCUUGUUACAUGUUAAGACAUCUACAUUAGGGGGGAGGUCAAGUCUCUUCAAAUUACAUUUUUGUAUCCCCUUAUUUUCAUGUCUUUCUAAAAAAAAAAGAAAAAAUGUAAAAAUGAAUUUGUGUGUAGAUGACUCACACAUUCGAUUUGGAUAUGUUAAGCCGAUCUGUAGUUUUGAUCUUUUUAAAAUGGUUUCAAUCAUGGUUUUCUCCUUGCUGGGGGGGGGGAAGUCGUGUUGCUGGCAUCUUGUAGUACAGGCGUUGGUGUAUGAAUCGGUACAGUAGAGUGAGCCUAUGCUCCAAGUGUCACACAGCUUAGGGACUGAAGAAUGGGGCGGGGUUCUAUUGGGCGGAAAAGGAUUCCGGAGACGGAUAUGUUCUCUUCAUUAUUACUCAGCAAAAAAGGGGGGCAAUUAUUUGUAGUCAAAGGUUUUGUUUUUUAAUUGUGGUUCUUUGUAGCAUAGCCUUGAGGGACAUAAGGUAUAUUUUGAAUAAGCUUUUAGAAGAGAUUGUUAAAAUUAUAAUAGAAGCAUUUUUUUUAUUGGCCCAUAUGUAGUUGAAUUAAACUAAGUCAAAUUGGCUUUAUUUGUAUACGCAGAACUUUCAUGCAAAAAAAAUUUAAUGCCUUCCAAAACUGAAAUUAUACUGAUCUUUAGUAUAUUUAUUUUUAUUCCCUUUUCUGUUCUCCCGAAUAAUUAGAUUUUAGCAGGGAAUUCUUCAUGUAGCCUAGAUGGGCUAGCUUUUAUCCCUCUUUUCUAACUAUGCAUUGUUUUUAACCAAGACAUUUUUAGCAGUGAUGUUUCUCAAAUAUGAAUUUAUGGUAUUUUUAGAGUAGUAGUAACUUUUUUUGUUUUGUUUUUUUGCUUGGUGCAUUUAAUAGUGUUUGUUGUGCUUCUUUCCUAUACCUUUAAUGGUAUGGGGGAUUGUAUUUCAUUUGUAUUGUAUGUUUGCUAGCACAAAUUCGGUUUAUACUUUGUUUUACAAUCUCUCUUCUUAGCCAAACAAGAUUACACAUUUUGUACAUUGAUGCACAAAAGGACAGCUUAAUUACAGGUGCUAGAUGUUUUCUCCUUCACUGUAACGUCACCUUAAAUCUGCGAUGGACUUCACUUGCCGUAAGUAUGGUAAUAGAUGAAGCAUUUUAGAGAAAAAAAAUCUUUCUCCCUUAGCGAUAUUCAUUACUUUAAUUUCUAAUUCCCUGUAAAGUAAUCCAAAAUCUGACUGUUUGUUGGGCAUUCUUAGAAAUCAAGUACUUGAUAUUUACUGUUAUGUCAAUAUUAUUAUUUGGUGCCGGUCUUGCGACUUGUAAAUUUGGAUGCACUUUUCAUAGAAGUCAACUUGGUAUGAAUUCCAUUGAUUGGUCGAGCCAAGCAGGAAACUCUAACGUACAUUAUGAGUCUGGUGCAAUUGUGUUGAAAUGGCUGUGUGUUCUACCUCUUGUUACCUGUUCAAGUGUUAUGGUAACGUCACACUGCUGGUCAUUUCUUCAUAAUUACACAGGCUAUUAUAUCUGGUAGGCAUCAUUUGAAUCUUACAUUGUCACGAAAUGGAAUGAUUUUGAGCGCUUGUCAUGUGACAGUCGGUGAACCUGCGUUCUGUAAUCAUAGUUCUUGUGCACGAUCCUAAAGCUUUUAUUUUUUUUAAGUAUUUAGAGAGCUACAUGAUCUUUAGUGUUGAGCUGAAAUUGUUGGUCCAACCAAGCUUUUGACUUGUCCUUUUUUUUUCCUAUGCGCCCAUGGAACAGCAUUCAUUUAGCGCCUUUUUUAUUUGUGGUAAAAUGUUUUAAACCAGCCAAUGCAAAACAUACAGAAAUAUAUAUCACAAUAACUUCAUUGCAUAUCCUUGGAGAUGGAUGGUAUGUUACCUAACUGACUGCUGGGAAACAUGUUGGUCAAGCCAAGGCUAACAAUUAUAGCUGCUCACCCACAAUUUGAUGAUUUACUAUUGUAGCCUAUGUCAUCUGUCUUUUAAACUAUUAGCUUGAUACUGAAUAUGCAACAUGUACUGCUGUGCUCCCAUAGAUACACAUGGGGUACAUGGAAAGGCAUCUCCCAUGUUGCUUUAAUUGGGUCAUUGAAUGUAGCUGUUCAAUGAAAUAUUAACAUUUUUGUUUUGGAAUGCAUAGUCUAAGCUCUGCCUCACGUUUAUUCAGGUUAUUGUUUGCUACAGUCAAUCGUACAGAGGGCAGAAACAUGUAGUCAAGUGGACUUGAUGUUAUUGAUAGCUUGAGUUUGUUUUUUGCUAUGGAAAUUAUGAUACAAGAUGUGUGCUUGUCCAUUGAAAUGUGAAUAUUUCCCUUUCAAUGUGGAUAAUGCUCAAUGCUUCAUACUACCAUUUUUUUUCAUCAGUUUUCCCAACCUGAAGUUGGCCCCACCCUUUGUUCAUCCUAAACUUGUUUCUUGGGAGAUGUGGUCUUGUUUUUACUGCUUAUACGUGUUUUAAGUUACCUAUUUAUACACAGCACCUUAGAUUAUAUCGGACCUGUACAGUAUUGCUUUUCCUGAAAAUAUCCAAAACAUUUAAUAAUGUUCUUUUUUGCACUAAAAUAAAAAAAAUAUUUUGGAGCUGUUGUCUAGUUGAGUCACUAGUGUUGUCUCAGACGGAUUGAGAGAUCAGAUCAGCUGGUUUGAUUCAUCAUGAUGCUUACAUUGUUUAAUACUAGGCUAGUUUGUCAGGGGAGACCAUUAACUCAUUGCAUUGACAACUGGUCUGAGAAACACACGUGCACCUCGAAGUCAGACAUUCAGGUGGUUACACCUAGGCCUAUUUGUUGAGGGAUUCUCCCAGCCAACCAGCAUACAGUGGGUGAUUCACUGAAAAUAAUGCCUUUUAACGUCUUUGUCAGAUAAAUAACUGCCACUGGGUUGUGAUUGAAACUCCUCCCAGAAGAGGGUGCUAUUCAUGCAUUUAUUUGUUUUGAGCUUUUGUUUCUAUGGCCAUGAAAAAGCUUGAAGGUUGUGAGUGAGACAACAGCAUAUGCAAAGAUGACUGACAUCAUACCAUGUAUUAGGAUACUGGGUGGACGUCUGAUGGUUGUGAACAUUGUGAUUUUGUAUAUUGUACUGGUUGUGUAAAUGUGUAGCUAUAGUCUGAUGCCAAAGUUUGUGUGUGGAAAGUGUUCUGCAAGUUGGUUGUUAAAUAUGUAUUACUUGCGUUUAUGGUCACCAGAAAUACGACUUCCAUAGAGAAAUCACAUGCAUCAACGAAUGUGGUAGAACUAGUGUCAUAUCAGUAUGUAGGAGUUAUCUGCAAACCUUUAAGCUUUUUUUGUCAACAUACAUGUAACUGCCAAAAUAAUGGUAACAUUUCAGGGGGGUUUUCUGGGUCAAAAUGGGGCUUGGGUGGUUGCGUGGCAACCGAAAAUGUUAGAGGCCCUCCUGUUGGCCGCAGUGACAAUGUUGCUGUUUUAGGCACAUUUUCUGCAUUUCUACACAUUUUGCCAUGGCUUAUGCUAUCCGAGUGACUCAAACAUAACACAAUCAAUGGGGGCCUCAUGCCAUGACAAAUACUCCUGAAAGCAUCAUUUUGGGGAUUUUAGAUUUUCCUCGACUGUAGCUUUUUAUUUUGGUGAUUUGUUGGUUCUCAAAGAAAUGAUAUAAAAAAAAUAUAUAUUUUAAGUGUAUGGGAUACCUAGUCAGUUGUACAACUGAAAUGUGUCUUCUGCAUUUAACCCAACCCCUAGGUCUGUUUUCUCUAUACUUUAUUAACAUUUUUUUUUUUUUACCGUUUGGACAUAGGCAGCCUGAAAAAAAAAACACUUCUGUGCAGAAAAAACUCUGCACUUGAGUAAAUGAGGGAUACAAAGUAUAGUGAAAGCAGCUGCUUCCACAUGGGUGUGGUUCCUGAGUAAAUUAAGCAAUUAACAUCCCAUCAUGCUUAGGGUCAUGUAUAAAGAUUCUGGGAAGGCCAUUAUUUUGGCUACCAAGGCUAUGUCUCCAUAGGAUGACAAUGCAUCUAUCCACAGGGCACGAAUGGUUUGAUGGAAAUUAUGUAAACAAUAUGCCAUGGCUGUCUGUCACCAGAUCUCAACCCAAUUGAACAUGUAUGGGAAAUUCUGAGGCGGUCCCUGAGACGGCGUUUUCCAACACCAAAUGGUGGAAUUUCUCAUUUGAAGAAUGGUGUCACAUCCCUCCGAUAGAGGUCCAGACACUUGUAGAAUCUAUGCCACGGUGCAUUGAAGCUGUGCUGGCCCAACGCCCUAUUAAGACGCUACGUUGGUGUUUCCUUUAUUUUGGCCGUUCCCUGUAGUUAUAUAGCUAUUUAGUCUUUUUGAGCCAAAUCAGGAAUGUACACAAGUGAGAUACAAUUGCCAUAGGGAACUCAACAGUUCAUGGGUAUAUUUGUGUGGUGUUGUACCAAGAAGUACACUGGUGGCUAGAUUGAGUGAACUGAAAAAUGGCAAGCCCAAGUAAAUAAUGAUGCAAAGUAACAUUUUAAACUGUGCACCUACCAUCUCCGGUUCUUAAUUAUUACCUGAAAUCUCAAGAUGCAUAUUGACCUCCGCCUAGCGCUUUUCUGGGGAAAAGACCACAUUUACAUACACACAGUAUUCCAGAUAAUAGUUCAUAUUCCGCUUAAGCUCUUAUUCGGGAUAAGCUGUUUACAUGUACCUUUUGAUAUCCCGCUCAAGAGUAUCACUGUGUCCAUGAAUAAAUUGAAUAUUCCUUUAAGUUCCGAGGUUAAAUUGAAUAGUAAGUGGAAUAUGGACACUGACUGUAGGCCUAUAACCUCUCACAUGCAGAGUAAUAUAGUAAGUCCUGCAGAAUGAUGCAUUUAUUGCAUUAAAAUUUUCGGGAACAGAAGUGGAGAAAUUGGAUUUCUUUCAGCAUCUCUUGACAAAAAUGUGACUGCACGUGUAAUCUUUGUCACUGUACUGCAAACAGACAGUAUUUGCACCACAAAAUAUGUACCCAAGACAAAAUUGUUUAAUUGUUUUCUCAGCUUUUCUUUUCCUUUAAAACCGGUCAAUCUUAUGACAUUGGUCCUGUGCAAAAUGUACAAAUCUUUCCACCUUUUUGAAGUUAGUGCGUUUUUCUCCCAGGUCCCUGAACUAAAUAGACAACUUUAUCGGUGUUAACUAGAUUAUUAAUGCAUUAAUUAUAUCAAUGUAAGACAUUUAUUCUGGUGAGCUCUACUUGAUUUAGUCUUCUGAGACAAGUUAUGACUGAAGAGAAGCUGCAUGUAUCUAACUAUAGUUGACAGACAUAUGACCUACCAAAUGUUGAAAAUUAUAAUUUGGCCUAAAUGUCAGAAAUUCUAAGCAGAAAGUUGGCUAUACGGUCCAGUACCGAGUAUCAGCAAAAUAAAUUAUUAUGGAGGAUGGAACUGCACAGGUAGCCUACUUUUUUUUAAAGUGAUUUGUUUGACAAUCAGAUGAAAACAUCACACAACAUCCAUGAGAUUUAAAACUGAGCCUGUGCAGCCCAAGGGAAAAAAAUGGUAAACGGGAUAAGAUUUUUUACAUGCCACAGUAUCCCGUCUAAGAUCAGCAUAUCCCAGGUAUCUUAUCUGGAUUUUUCAUAACCGGGAUACAAGCUUUUCGGGUUAUUGUAAACGGGAUAUGUUUGUCAACUCAAACUGAAUACUUGGGUAUCCCGAAUAAUAACGGAAUAUUGGUGUGCAUGUAAACGUGGUCACUGACUAACAAGUAUGUUGAUGCGUUUUCUAGAAUUAAGACAUAUCAUGUCAAUAGAUCAUUGGAACUGACCAGUACAUUCUGACCAUAGAUUCUAGUCCCAGGCCCUUGCAGAAAGAGGUGCUCUCCUUUAAGGCUGGGACAACGAGUCCUAUUGGACUGUCUUUGAUUAUAAUUCAAUAUUGAUAUCAAUAUAUUUUGAUAAAAGUCAAUGUUGAGCAUUUGCCACCUGAUUUGUACUGUCAGUAUGAGUAGUUGAGGAACACAGAUAUUAAUAAAGGUUGUGAAUAAUAAUUGUUCUUUUGGUAUUUUGUCUCAGCCUAAUACAUAAAGAUAAAUAUUGGAUUGAUUCUCAUUUUAUCAUGCUUAUUUGAGUUGUGUGUCCAUGACAUUUUCAAAGGUAUUUGAGAUGGUUUAGUUUCUUCAUUGCUUAGCUUUACCCCAUAAUAGUUUUUGCUUAAGUGAUUGUAUUGCUUUGAUUUGGGCAGAACAUAGUAGUAUGGAUCCAUUUACUUUUCUAUCUUAUCCAAAUACAGUAAUGGUUCCUGCAUCAGAGGUGAUACAUGCAUCUGUUGUCAUUUACAUCAUCUGUAUCUGUUUGCGCUAUUGUAUACUGUGGGCAAAACGAAACCUUUAGAAAAUAUAAAAUCAGACUUGUAUAUCCAGAAAAGCCUAUCCCAUUUGCCUUUUCCUGUCUUCUCUUGAAGGUCUACAGCUGAAAUACCAUCCCGGUUUAGUAGAGUAGAACUUAUUUUCUUAACUGACAGGUUACAAUUUAUGUACUUAAAGACAGUGUAUGUCAUUAGGAAAUGUAUCCACCUGUAAUAUGGUUGUAUAAAAUAAUUGUUAUGCAUGCUCAUUAACUUCAAUCCACAAACUAUAAACUGAUUGGCUACUGAAAGUG
Molecule: messenger RNA, 10481 nt
Organism: Oncorhynchus nerka (sockeye salmon)
Lineage: Eukaryota; Metazoa; Chordata; Actinopteri; Salmoniformes; Salmonidae
Product: protein argonaute-2
Exons: 20
Coding region: 253-2919 (888 amino acids)
Biological process (GO): regulation of DNA-templated transcription; regulatory ncRNA-mediated post-transcriptional gene silencing
Cellular component (GO): RISC complex
Molecular function (GO): endoribonuclease activity, cleaving siRNA-paired mRNA; miRNA binding; single-stranded RNA binding
Source: RefSeq, a predicted model, not a curated record